AUGGACGUGGACGUGGACGUGGACGUGGACGUGGACGUGGACGUGGACAUGGACGUGGACAUGGACGUGGACGUGGACGUGGACAUGGACGUGGACGUGGACGUGGACAUGGACGUGGACGUGGACGUGGACGUGGACGUGGACGUGGACGUGGACAUGGACGUGGACGUGGACGUGGACGUGGACGUGGACGUGGACGUGGACGUGGACGUGGACGUGGACAUGGACGUGGACGUGGAACGUGGACGAGUGGACGUGGACGUGGACGUGGACUUGGACGUGGACGUGGACGUGGACGUGGACGUGGACGUGGACGUGGACGUGGACGUGGACGUGGACGUGGACAUGGACGUGGACGUGGACGUGGACGUGGACUUGGACGUGGACGUGGACGUGGACGUGGACGUGGACGUGGACGUGGACGUGGACGUGGACGUGGACAUGGACGUGGACGUGGACGUGGAGGAGUUGGACGACGUGGACGUGGACGUGGACUUGGACGUGGACAUGGACGUGGACGUGGACGUGGACGUGGACAUGGACGUGGACGUGGACGUGGACGUGGACGUGGACGUGGACGUGGACGUGGACGUGGACAUGGACGUGGACGUGGACGUGGACGUGGACAUGGACGUGGACGUGGACAUGGACGUGGAGGACGUGGACGUGGACAUGGACGUGGACGUGGACGUGGACGUUGACGUGGACAUGGACGUGGACGUGGACGUGGACAUGGACGUGGACAUGGACGUGGACGUGGACGUGGACGUGGACGUGGACGUGGACAUGGACGUGGACGUGGACGUGGACGUGGACAUGGACGUGGACGUGGACGUGGACGUGGACGUGGACGUGGACGUUGACGUGGACGUGGACGUGGACGUGGACGUGGACGUGGACGGACGUGGACGUGGACGUGGACUUGUGGACGUGGACGUGGACGUGGACGUGGACGUGGACGUGGACGUGUGGACGUGGACGUGGACGUGGACGUGGACGUGGACGUGGACGUGGACGUGGACGUGGACGUGGACAUGGACGUGGACGUGGACGUGGACGUGGACGUGGACGUGGACGUGGACGUGGACGUGGACGUGGACGUGGACGUGGACGUGGACGUGGACGUGGACGUGGACGUGGACGUGGACGUGGACGGACUUGGACGUGGAGUGGACGUGGACGAGUGGACGUGGACGUGAGGACGUGGACGUGGACGUGGACGUGGAGGACGUGGACAUGGACGUGGACGUGGACGUGGACAUGGACGUGGACGUGGACUGGACUGGACGUGGACGUGGACGUGGACGUGGACGUGGACGUGGAGGACGUGACGUGGACGUGGACGUGGACGUGGACAUGGACGUGGACGUGGACGUGGACGUGGACGUGGACGUGGACGUGGACGUGGACGUGGACAUGGACGUGGUGGACAUGGACGUGGACGUGGACGUGGACAUGGACGUGGACGUGGACGUGGACGUGGACAUGGACGUGGACGUGGACGUGGGGACGUUGGACGUGGACGUGGACGUGGACGUGGACGUGGAGGACUUGGACGUGGACGUGGACUUGGACUGGACGUGGACGCUUGGUGGACGUGGACGUGGACGUGGACGUGGGACUUGGACGUGGACGUGGACGUGGACAUGGACUGGACGUGGACUGGACGUGGACGUGGACGUGGACGUGGACGUGGACGUGGACGUGGACGUGGACGUGGACGUGGACGUGGACGUGGACAUGGACGUGGACGUGGACGUGGACAUGGACCGUGGACGUGGACGUGGACGUGGACAUGGACGUGGACAUGGACGUGGACAUGACGUGGACGUGGACAUGGACGUGGACGUGGACGUGGACGUGGACGUGGACGUGGACGUGGACAUGGACGUGGACGUGGACAUGAACGUGGACGUGGACGUGGACGUGGACGUGGACGUGGACGUGGACGUGGACGUGGACGUGGACAUGGACGUGGACAUGGACGUGGACAUGAACGUGGACGUGGACGUGGACGUGGACGUGGACGUGGACGUGGACGUGGACGUGGACGUGGACGUGGACGUGGACCUGGACGUGGACGUGGACGUGGACAUGGACGUGGACGUGGACGUGGACGUGGACAUGGACGUGGACGUGGACGUGGACGUGGACGUGGACGUGGACGUGGACGUGGACGUGGACGUGGACGUGGACGUGGACGUGGACAUGGACGUGGACGUGGACGUGGACGUGGACGUGGACGUGGACAUGGACGUGGACGUGGACGUGGACGUGGACGUGGACGUGGACGUGGACGUGGACGUGGACGUGGACGUGGACGUGGACGUGGACGUGGACGUGGACUUGGACGUGGACUGGACGUGGACGUGGACGUGGACGUGGACGUGA
Messenger RNA from Closterium sp. NIES-65, 2391 nucleotides. The record is from the annotation of a GenBank genome assembly. Lineage: Eukaryota; Viridiplantae; Streptophyta; Zygnematophyceae; Desmidiales; Closteriaceae.